UUGCACGGACUCCAAGCCAGAGUGCACUUCCACCACGACAACCAAGACCACAUAUCACAAGAAUGACAAAGGGAGAGCUAGCAACUUACGGAUGGACCGUUCUACCACCUCCACCGUGCUCCUCCGAUCUCGCCCCAUCGGAUUACCAUUUAUUCUUCCAUCUUCAACAUUUGGACUGCAAGACUUCGACAACCGCGACGAUAUCAAGAAUGCACUCCAGGCUUUUUUCGAUGGCCUGCCCGCAACCUUCUAGAACAAGGGCAUAUAUGGCUUACCCAAACGAAUGCAGAAGACCAUCGAUGAAAGAAUAUUGCAGAUGAUU
Messenger RNA from Strongylus vulgaris, 322 nucleotides. Lineage: Eukaryota; Metazoa; Nematoda; Chromadorea; Rhabditida; Strongylidae. The record is from the annotation of a GenBank genome assembly.